Messenger RNA from Acyrthosiphon pisum (pea aphid), 5433 nucleotides. RefSeq names its product Cdk5 activator-like protein (gene Cdk5alpha). Bases 622 to 1764 code for a protein of 380 amino acids. Lineage: Eukaryota; Metazoa; Arthropoda; Insecta; Hemiptera; Aphididae. The record is from RefSeq and is a predicted model, not a curated record. Gene Ontology annotation, cellular component: growth cone; cytoplasm; protein kinase 5 complex. The transcript has 2 exons. Gene Ontology annotation, molecular function: cyclin-dependent protein serine/threonine kinase activator activity; protein kinase binding. Gene Ontology annotation, biological process: axon guidance.
CACGUACACCCGCGUACACACCACGUACACCGGAUGCCGUUGUGUUGCGUACGCGGUCGGUGCGUGCUAGUCGUCGGCGCACCAGUGUGCUGCAGGGGAUGACCCGGAACUACCACUCGUCAGUGUCAGCCACGUCUCGAACGCGCGACAUUCGCGUGCGUUUAUCAUAUCACGACGAUUGCCGUUAAUAGAGCGGCGUAGUUCGUAUAAGCGUAUAACGUUGCAGUCCUUCACGGUGCAAAUCUCGCCUUCGGUGUGUCUCUGCAGGUCAGCUCGACGCGCGCGCCGCCGAAUGCGCUGCAGCUACAGCUGCGGGACGGCCGCCCGCACGACGGCUGCCGCGACGCGGUCGUGGCCGCUAUCGAUUGCCGUGGUCGGCCGCCGGUAGGACGACUGUACAAGCGGCGGACAUCGACGAAGACGCCGCCAACAAAGACAACGACCUCGGUGAAGAUAACGAUAACAGUACGAAUAGGACGUGCCGCCACAUCUGAGCAACUUGAUAACCGCCGUCCGGGACCUGCGGUUGCAGCGGCAGUUGCCGCUGCGUCUGCACCGGCCCUCGUGGCACCGCCUGCACGCUCGAGCCUGUCUGCACUAUUACCAGCCCAGCCACCGGCCAUGGGAACCGUGCUCAGCAUCAGCCCCAAAGAUCGCAAGUCCGUGUACCCGGCCAUGGCCAGCAGCGCCAGCGCGGCCGAGUUCACACUCAGCAGCUUUACAUACGAGCAGUUGACCAAGCGCCGGCACGCCGACGUCAUGGCUGGUCGUAGCAUAUCCAUGAUGCUGCCGGCCAAUAUUAACAUAAACACCAUCAACAACAACAUCAUCAACAACAACAACAACCACAACAAUCACCACCACAACAAUAACAAUUCGGAGAACAAUUGUAAGACGGCGACGACAGGUGGCGAACCACAUCAGCAGCAGCAGCAGCAGCAGAGAGGCACCCUGGAGAAGAGCUUGAAAAAACAUUCAGCCUUGAUCAACGCUCUCAGCUGGAAGCGGUUCAGCACGUCACAAAACAAAAAGAAGUUGGAUAAUGGUGUCACAGCCGGAGGUGGCGGUAUCAAAUCCAAGCAACUGUUAGGAGGUCGGCAACCAUUGGUAGACACCAACGCCAACGUCGACUGUGUUGGCCGGUCUAAUGGCGUCCGUCGGUCGGCCACCACGACUGGGCUGGACGUGGCCAACAAUAACAGUGGCGGCGCCGACAAACUGGUGCCCCGGGCCACGCUGGUGCCGUCGCACACGUGCCACAACCUUGUGCCACGGAAAACCAUCAUACAGGCAAGUACAUCCGAGCUACUCAAGUGCCUGGGCAUCUACUUGCACCACAAGUGCUACAAGCUCAACGAUUUCCAGGCCGGUGACGCGGUUAUGUGGUUAAGGACGGUGGACAGGAGUCUCCUAAUACAGGGAUGGCAGGAUGUGCCGUUCAUAAACCCGGCAAACGUGGUGUUCGUUUACAUGCUGGUCCGAGAGCUGGUCGACGAGCGUGUGGCCACGGAACCGGAACUCCAAGCCGUGGUGCUCACGUGCUUGUACUUGGCGUACUCGUACAUGGGCAACGAGAUAUCGUAUCCACUAAAACCGUUCCUGGUCGAGGACAGCCGGGACGCGUUCUGGGACCGGUGCCUGGGCAUCGUCCGCGCCAUGUCGGCGAAAAUGUUGCGUAUCAACGCCGAACCCGCGUACUUCACGGAGAUCUUCAGUGAGCUCAAGGCUUGCGGCACGCUCAACGCGGUGUUGCAGACGGCGUGAUGAGUGCGCCGCCGUCGCCAUUCAACUGUGACCACCGCGAAACACGCAUAGCACAAACCGCGUCGUCGUCGCCGCCGCCAGCAGCAGUUGUAACACCAAUGGCAACGGUAACGCGCGUCGCUAUUAAUAUUAUUAACGUUACUUAUAUAUUAUACCGUCGAUCGUCCAAACCAUGAUGUUGUUAAUGUAUAAAUAUUAAGUUAUGUGUAUUGGAACAUGUCUUCCCACAGUGUCUACCGCGUUGUAUGAUAUUAUUAUUUUAUCUAUUAAUUAUUGUUAUAUUCAACCGCGUACCCCCCCCCCCCCUAUCCCCACCCAUCCAACGGCCCUAACACUCUGCGAACGGUACCAUACAUAAAGUUUGUUCCAACACGGAAUUCGAGACUAGUUUCUGCAGACGGAUCCGUGAUUGGUUUACUGCGCAUGCGUGAACUUGGAGCUCAGUUGGAACCACGGACUAAGAUAUAUCUUAGUCCGUGGUUGGAACACACACGAUUCGGGCUGUGCACGAUGACAGUGCUUCUGACUCCAAGUCCCCAUCUGAAUCCCUGAGAACAAAACUAAAAACUGGUCUAAUGACGUGUUGGAGCAGACGCGUCUGACGGUUUGAAUUUGUAUUUCUGAUGCGUGUGAACGGGAAAACUACAGCGAAUAUUCCCGCCACUAGUUCUGUGUUAAUUUGAACGCGUGUUGGAACAAACUUAUCGUGUACUUUCGGAUAAUAUUAUCAUCAUAGUCCAACUAUAUCGUGUAUCGAGUUAACGCUAUAUAAUAUAUUAUCAUCAAAACUAUACCAUGUUUGUAUUACACCGAAGAACGCGUAACACAACUGAUGUAGGUACCAUAUUAUGUACGUAAUAUUAUUAUCAGGCUCUGGACACUGUAAAAUGUUAACAAUAAUUUGUUGGAGGAAGAUAAUAUCGUUAUAUACAUGUGUAUGUAUUUGUAUAUGAUCAUACUGAUUUUACUCCAAAAAAAUGGCAAAUUAGUUUUAGAUGACCUUGCUCUUAUAAUUUCUUAUCUGCAGUGUCCAUUCUGAUAAAAUAUGUAUUCUAUGUUAUUAUAUUCGAGAAGUAUGCAGUUGCCAGUAAGUAUACUGCUCGGUUAAAUAACAUAUAAUUGUGAUCAAAAUAUCACAUACAUAGGUACAAAGAUGUUUUGAUUCUGCGGAUCUGACACAGUACGUACAAAAUUUGGAAGAAAUAUCGCUGGUCGUAAAACAUUAUUUAUUAUUGUAGUAUAUAUAGACUCGUGCGCAAGGGUUUCACCUAUAGUGUUCGCGCGCACCCGUCCACCCGCGACCACCCAUCAUGUCCGUCCACGUUCUCGAAUCGAUAAAUUCCACUGCCCGGGGUGCACUUACCCACAGCAAAUUUCCAUGGAUAUGUUAUAUGUGGGCGGAGUGGAAGCUUUUUUUCCUUCGCACCAUCAAAAUCUUCCCGUUCUUUUACCGAAAUCGAGUAACAAGCAAAAUCGUAUUUCUCUCUGUAUCCGCCUCAUUGGUAUCGGAGAAAAUUCGGUGACACAUCUCAAAAAAAAAUAUCUAGUCCAUUUCUUCGUAACCACCAUAUAGGCACGAUUUAAGACGGAAUGGAUAGGAAUAUAGGAUGCUAUGACGUGCAUGUGGGAGCCAAAAUACCCUAAGAGCAUAUGAUUUUUCGAAAUGCAUUAAACAUUUUAAACCAUUCGCAGGCCUCCGGGAUUCAAAUCGAAUCUUUUCAACAAAAAUAAAAUAGGGCAGGCAAAGCGCGUUACACGAGGUCGGUCACGUGAGCCUUGUCAGGUUUUUCGUGCCACGACCCCAAAAAAGAAGGGUCGUCAAGAGUAUAGGGUGAAGUAAUUUGUUUCCUUUAACAUACGAGUAGGGUUGCACCGUGUACGAAUAUUCAGCAUAAUAAUUAUACAUAUUUUAUACAGAGAGAUCCGUUGUUUCGCCUAAGUUUAUUCCGUCACGCAGCGCUGAAAUGUAUAAUAUAAAAUAUUAUACAUUUUAACAUUCAUACCUCUUGGUUUCGGAACCUUACAAAAAUAUAAAAUAAGUAAUCUGUGUAUAAUGCAAACAUAUUGCCUACCCCUAUUUUAGUAUGCGAAAUAUAUUAAAAAAAUUACCCAAAAGCGUUAUAUCUUCCCCCUCUUUGGCUUCUUCCAUACAUUAGUUUUACCUAUGUUCGAAGAGUGCGUUAAGGUUUUUUUUCAUUAAAAGGGGCUGGAAUAGUGAAAUGUAACAGGUAUUCGACGCAUAUGCCCUGGUUAGAAGACAUAUAUUAUACAUAAUUUAAAUCACACAAUAAAGUCACCGUAUACGUAUAACUCAUCAUCAGACAACAGCGUAUUACGUCCAUGGGGAUCACACUUGCGGAUCGAUUGAUGUAUAUAGGUUAUAUUAUUAUCGUGGUUUUUUCUUAUAAUGUAUAUUAUAUUUUUUUAUCGAAAGACAUAUUAUACUGCAUAAACUAUAAAUAAACAAAAUAAAAAACAAUGUAUAGAAUAAUUAAUAAUAUUUUGAAGAAAUCAACGGGUAGGUUUAUAUUAUAUAUCUCAUAUAAUAUUAUAAUAAAUUAUGUGUUCUAGACGUUUUCAUUUUUCAGUUUUUAAUCCCUCGCCGUCACCCAUUAUGUCUAACUGUCGAAAUCUCUUGCAAUAAUUUACAAUAAUUUUUUCUCUCGCGGUCGUGUAAAUAUAAUAAUAUUUGAUUUUAAUAUAAUAUAUUAAUAUAUUAUUAUUGUUCGUCGUGUAACAGUGAUAACUCUUCCCCCAAAAUCCUCACACAAUAAUCGCACGCACAACAGAAGAAAGGCAUUUUACUUUAUCGAUUUGAGUACAUUAUAUAAUAUAAUAACGUAACACUGAACAAAAUUAUAGGUUUUCGAGGCGAUUUUCUAUUUAUUUCGUGGUGACCCAAACGCGUGUACGUGUGUGCGGGUGGGGUGGGGCACGUGAUACACAAAUACCGCGGCCGCUCCACCCCACGUAGUCGUACUUACCCGUCGUUUGGACAACCGUAAAGCACGGGUUCAAAAUUCCUCCAUUUUUAAAUAAAAGAAAAAAAUUAUUAUUAUUAUUAUUAUGGUAAUUAAUGUUUGUUAUAAUAUAAUUUUAUUUAUAAUAUUACAGAUAUUAUAAAUAUUAUAUUAUAUUAUAGGUAUAGACAUAAAACGAUGUUGUUAUAACUUAUAACUAUAAGUGUAUCGAAUUAAAUUUGACAGGCCAUACGAUGCAAUAUAAUUAUUACGAUGUCAUAAUUUAAAUAAAAUAAUAUCUAAGUAAUUAUAUAGUCAAAUAUAAAGCAAUUUUUCUUAGAUUCGACUGGUGUUUGAAUAUAAUUUCCGCCAUAUUAUAUACAAUUUCAGUAUUCCAUACAAAACAUUCCAUUUAUUAUAUAAUAAUAUAAUAUAUAAUAUAAUAAUAUUAUAAUAUAAUAUAACAUAAUACAUUAUUAACUAUUAAAAAUAUAAAUAGACAACAAAUGAUGUAAACGCGUUCCGAACGCACUGCGUAUUUAAUUAUUAAUAUAGUUAAUAAUUAAAUUAAUCUUUUACUUUGUUAUUAUUAUUAUUAUGUUGUACGUUUUCCCUUCAGAAGACUGACAUUGAUGAAAUAUUUUUUUCAUAUUUUUACCCCUACUUUUUUAAGGUCCUUUUUAACAAUUUAAUAUUUACUUUAAGUAUU